CUACCUACCGCGCAACACGACGAGCGGCCACCUGCCCGCCAUCAUCUACUACCACGGGGGCGGCAUGACCGCCGGCUCACGGCGCGACGGUCACUUUCCCACCUGGCUCUACGACCACUGCCAAAAAAACACCUACAUCUUCAUCGCCGCCGAUUACCGCCUCUGCCACCCGAGCACCGCCCUCGACCAAAUCGCCGACGCCAAGGCCUUGUUCACCUUCCUCGCCAGCCCGGCCUUCCAAUCCUCCCUCCCAUCCCCCUCCCUAACUCUCGACACAACCAAGAUAGCAGUAACCGGCGUCUCGGCAGGCGCCUACUCCGCCCGUGCCGCGUGCGUCUACGCCUCCCCCAAACCCUGUGUGCUAAUGACGGCCUACGGCACCGGCGGCAACCUCCUGCUGGACCACUGGACGCAGCCGCGGCCGCCGACCUCCAUCGCCGAACUAGUCGACCUCGACGAUGUCCCGCGCCUGCUGGCGAAUCGGACGGUCGUCAGCGAUGAUCUCGACCGAAACUCGAACCGGUUUGCGCUGACGGUGCGGUGGGAAAUCGACGGCACGUUUUUGGACGGCGUGUUUGGACACCCCGGAUUAGGGGCCGAGCUUAACAAGGUGGAGUAUGCCAGGAGGAAGGAGGCGGUGCCGGAGGCGUUGAGGGCGGGUUUCUUGCAGAAUUACGUCGGGAAGGGGUAUCCCCCUGCUGUGUUUGUGCAUGGGACGGCGGAUGAGGUCGUGCCUGACCUGGAGAGCAAAUUUCAACACGAGCAGUUGGGCCAGUUGGGGAUCCGGACGGAGUUGUUGCUCGUGCAGGAUGCGGGCCAUGGGUUGGUGGAUUUGAAGUCGGGGUUUCCACCCAAAAUGGCGGACGGGGCGAUGGAGGCGUAUGCUGAGGCGUUGAAGUUUGUGGAUGCUGCGCUUACGGGGAACUUGUAGGGAUGGUUUGCGGGCGGGGAAAGGGGUGUGUAUAGAGUGGGAUCUAGAAUAGAUGUAGAGAUGACGCGGAUUUGUGACACUCGCGGUUCCUGAGAUAGGUAUCAUUCUAUCGUAUCAUCACACCAUUAUAUACAUCACUUGGCC
Aspergillus uvarum CBS 121591 is the source of this 1075-nucleotide messenger RNA. RefSeq lists its product as uncharacterized. Bases 365 to 931 code for a protein of 188 amino acids. The record is from RefSeq and is a predicted model, not a curated record. The transcript is spliced from 2 exons. Lineage: Eukaryota; Fungi; Ascomycota; Eurotiomycetes; Eurotiales; Aspergillaceae.